AUGGGCCACAUUGAUCGCACAUUCUGCAGAGAUGCAGCCUUACUGUUGCGCCUCGCCAAAGAAGGGUGUAUUAUUGAAUACGAUUUCUUUGGCAUGUCGGAAUCAUGGACCCAUACUCUGCAAUUCAAUGUUGAAGUGCCUUCUGAACAUGACCGUUUAAGGAUGAUCAGAACUCUGAUCGAUGCGGGACACGGUUCACAAGUGGUGAUUGCGCACGACAUCUAUACCAAACACAGACUAAAGAAAUUUGGCGGACACGGUUUUGCGUUCAUCGUAGAAAUAAUCAUACCUUUCUACGUAUCGAAGGGAUUCACGGAAGGGGAAUUAGUGGAAAUCUUAGUUCACACUCCACGACGUCUAUUGACUUUGGCUGACAAGGAAUUGUAG
Sphaeroforma arctica JP610 is the source of this 387-nucleotide messenger RNA. RefSeq lists its product as hypothetical. The transcript is spliced from 3 exons. Gene Ontology annotation, molecular function: zinc ion binding. Gene Ontology annotation, biological process: catabolic process. The record is from RefSeq and is a predicted model, not a curated record. Lineage: Eukaryota; Ichthyosporea; Ichthyophonida. Bases 1 to 387 code for a protein of 128 amino acids.